Beta vulgaris subsp. vulgaris (sugar beet) is the source of this 1608-nucleotide messenger RNA. Its product is annotated as alkane hydroxylase MAH1. NCBI's taxonomy places the organism in Eukaryota, Viridiplantae, Streptophyta, Magnoliopsida, Caryophyllales, Amaranthaceae. The record is from RefSeq and is a predicted model, not a curated record. Gene Ontology annotation, molecular function: oxidoreductase activity, acting on paired donors, with incorporation or reduction of molecular oxygen; heme binding; iron ion binding. The transcript has a single exon. The coding region runs from base 29 to 1540 and encodes 503 amino acids.
CACUUUCAAAGCCAAAUACAUCAAUAUUAUGGUGAUCAUUACCGUGCUCAUUUUCUUUGUUCUAUUUUGCUAUUUGUUUCGUAACAAAAAUGGGAUUCCAACAAACUGGCCUCUGCUUGGCAUGCUUCCAGCACUCUUAAAAAAUGCCUACAGAAUCCAUGAGUUUCUUAUUGAACUUAUGGAAAGAUCUAACUUAACUUUCCAUUUUAAGGGACCUUGGUUUUCCAACAUGAACUUACUAUUAACCAUUGAUCCAACCAACAUUCACCAUGUUUUGAGCAAGCGUUUCGAAAACUAUGUCAAAGGUCCCAAGUUAUAUGAAAUCCUUGAACCUCUUGGAGAUGGAAUCCUCACUACUGAUUCUACUCUAUGGCUUUACCAUCGUAAUGUAGCUCAUUCUUUCUUUAAUCAUCCCAAAUUCCAUCAAUCUUUGGUCGAUGUAACUUGGAAAAAGGUCAAGAAUGGUCUAAUCCCAGUCCUUGAACAUGUCUCUAAACACAACAUUGUGAUUGAUUUGCAAGAUCUUUUUUUAAGGUUUAGUUAUGAUACUAUGUGUACCAUAAUGAUGGACCAUGAUCCGACAUCUCUUUCAGUCGAUUCGCCCGAUUUCCCACUCUUAAAGGCUGUGGCUGAUAUGGCGCAUGGUGCUUUCAUUCGUCAUGCAGUACCAACAUGGAUAUGGAAAUUACAAAGGUGGUUAAAUGUAGGAGAAGAGAAGAAGUUUAGACAAGGUUGGAAAAUUCUUGAUAAUUUCAUUUACAAGUGCAUAGAUAGGAAGAGAGAAGCAAAGGCUAAAGGAGCUUCAAUUCCUUCAAAGACAAAUAAUAAGGAUCAAGACUUUGAGGUGAGUUAUGAUUUACUUACAUUUUUCAUGGAUAAUGAGGAUAAAAACACAAACGAUAAAUUUUUGAGAGACACAAUUACAAACUUUUUUCUAGCAGGAGGAGAGACCACUAGUACUGCUUUAUCUUGGUUCUUUUACCUUAUAUCAAAUCACCCAAAAGUUUCUCACAAGAUUAAACAGGAAUUAAACUCGAUUAUGAUACAAAAUGAUGAUAAUUAUGAAAUGAUUUUUAGAAAUUUUAAAGAGAUAAGUAGCAAGCUAGUUUAUCUUCAUGCUGCAUUAUGUGAAACAUUAAGAUUGUAUCCUUCGAUAGUAUUCAAUCCCAAGACACCAGUUGAGCCACAAAUUCUCCCAAGCGGUCAUCGAGUGAAUUCAAAUACAGAAAUUAUCUUCAACACGUAUGCCAUGGGAAGAAUGAAAUCGAUAUGGGGAGAUGAUUGCAAUGAGUUCAAGCCUGAAAGAUGGAUAUUGGAAGGAAGGAUGAUUAAACAUGAGCCUUCAUACAAGUUUUCGGUGUUCAGUGCAGGACCAAGGUCUUGCAUAGGCAAGCAGAUGGCUUUCACACAAAUGAAGAUUGUGGCUGCCAUUAUCAUUCAAAACUAUCAUAUAGAAGCAGUAGAGAAGUAUCAUGUUCCCACUAUGUCUAUGGUCCUUCAUAUGAAGCAUGGAUUUAAAGUUAGGAUAUUUCGUUCUUAGUAUUAAUUAUAGCUUAGUGAUGCAAAUGUAUGUUCAACUAACAAUAGUACCUACUGGUCAUUCAUACA